Molecule: messenger RNA, 1330 nt
Organism: Nelumbo nucifera (sacred lotus)
Lineage: Eukaryota; Viridiplantae; Streptophyta; Magnoliopsida; Proteales; Nelumbonaceae
Gene: ASPGA1
Product: N-terminal nucleophile aminohydrolases (Ntn hydrolases) superfamily protein
Molecular function (GO): hydrolase activity
Source: RefSeq, a predicted model, not a curated record
CACACUAUUAAACUAAUCCAAAGUCCAAACACACACACACACACACAGAUGGGGUGGGCAAUUGCUCUACAUGGUGGUGCCGGAGACAUCCCGCUCUCGCUGCCACCCGAGCGCAGAGCGCCACGCGAAGCUGCUCUUCGCCAUUGUCUCCAACUAGGCGUCGCAGCUCUCAAGGCUAAACAACCACCAUUGGAUGUUGUUGAACUAGUGGUUCGAGAGCUUGAAAAUAGUCCUUGCUUUAAUGCGGGUAAGGGGUCUGUAUUGACUACCCAAGGCACAGUAGAAAUGGAAGCUUGCAUCAUGGAUGGUAAUACAAAGAACUGUGGGGCAGUUUCUGGUCUUUCCACCGUUGUCAAUGCUAUAUCUCUUGCCCGACUUGUUAUGGAGAAAACCCCUCAUAUUUAUCUGGCGUUUGAAGGCGCAGAGGCAUUUGCAAGGGAACAAGGUGUUGAAACUGUAGAUGCAAGCCAUUUCAUUACCCCAGAAAAUAUAGAAAGGCUAAAACAAGCAAAAGAAGCCAACAGGGUUCAGAUAGAUUACACGCAGCCCAUCCAGAAAGACCUACAAAAUGAAACACACAUUGCCAGUGGAGAUAGCCAAAUUGGAACGGUUGGAUGUGUGGCUGUUGAUGACCAAGGAAACUUAGCCUCUGCAACUUCCACAGGGGGUUUAGUGAACAAGAUGGUGGGAAGGAUUGGAGACACCCCCGUCAUAGGUGCUGGAAUUUAUGCCAAUCGGUUCUGUGCGGUCUCUGCUACAGGAAAAGGUGAGUCAAUAAUUCGUGCAACUGUGGCUCGGGAUGUAGCUGCGCUAAUGGAGUACAAGGGUCUUUCUCUCAAGGAAGCAGCAGCUUACGUCAUAGAGGAAUGCGUUCCAAAAGGCGAUGCUGGCUUAGUUGCCGUCUCUGCCACGGGGGAAGUCACCAUGCAGUUCAAUACUACAGGCAUGUUUAGGGCUUGUGCUACAGAAGAUGGGUUUUCUGAAAUUGGAAUAUGGCCUUCAGUGUAACUGUAACACAGAGAGAUUCUAUCAAGUUUUAGUUUGUGAGCUGUGCAGCACUGCAGCCUGUGCUUGAUCACCCAAUCAGUGGGAAACAUUACUUGAACAAUCACAAAUAAAAAUUGGAGGUGCUUGUGUAUGAAAUGUAAUUAAUGGUUGAUGAUGUUACAACAAAUUAAAAUGAUGCCAUGCCUUGCCCUGUAAUUUUUCUUGGGCCUCCUUGGAACCGCCUGAAACAUGUUAGACGUUAUCCUUUUGGCCAUCGGAGGAGGUUUAAGUUUUGGAACCUAUUGAUCUCGUUGACCGUUCAAUUGUUAGGGUUGACUUUAAA